AUGGCAGCAGGGAUGGAGGCUGCGAUGGGGCUGGUGGGGAGCCCCGGCGGUGUCUCAGCCACCGAGGUCCUGCUGGCGGCCACCGUCUUCUGCCUGCUCCUGCUGCUCGCCCAGCCCCUGCGGCGCCGCGUGCCCAAGGGGCUGAAGCCCCCCCCGGGCCCCCGUGGCCUCCCCGUUGUGGGCAACGCGCUGGAGCUGAGGAAGGACCCGCACCUGGCCCUGACGCGGCUGAGCCAGAAGUACGGGGACGUGAUGGAGGUGGCCAUCGGCACCCAGCCCGUGCUGGUGCUGAGCGGGCUGGACACCCUGCGGCAGGCGCUGGUGAGGCAAGGGGAGGACUUCAUGGGGCGCCCCGACCUCCCCAGCUUUAAGUACAUCUCCAACGGGCAGAGCCUGGCCUUCAGCCCCGACGCGGGGGACGUGUGGAAAGCGCGCCGCAGGCUGGCCCAGAACGCCCUGAAGACCUUCUCCAUUGCUGCCAGCCCCACGUCGUCCUCCAGCUGCCUCCUGGAGGAGCACGUCUCCAAGGAGGCCGUCUACCUGGUCACCAAGUUCCUGCAGCUGAUGGAGGAGGAGCAGAGCUUCGACCCAUACCGCUACCUGGUGGUCUCGGUGGCCAACGUCAUCUGUGCCAUGUGCUUCGGCAAGCGCUACGACCACAAUGACCAGGAGCUGCUCAGCCUGGUCAGCGACAGCAAUGAAUUUGGGGACGUGGCAGCUGCUGGCAACCUCUCGGACUUCAUCCCGCUGCUCCGCUACCUGCCCAGCCGCACCAUGGAUCUCUUUAAGGACAUCAACAGGCGCUUCAACUUGUUCAUAGAGAAAAUUGUCCAGGACCAUUACGCCACCUUUAACAAGGAGCACAUCAGGGACAUCACCGACUCGCUGAUCGGGCACUGCCAGGAGAGGAAGACAACAGGGGAGGACACCCACAUCCAGCUCUCCGACCAGAGCAUCAUCGCCAUCGUCAACGACCUCUUUGGGGCAGGCUUUGACACCGUGACAACCGCCCUGUCCUGGUGCCUCAUGUACGCUGCCUUUUACCCCGACAUCCAGAAGAAGAUCCAGGAUGAGCUGGAUCAGACCAUCGGCCGGGAGAGGAGACCGCGGCUGUCAGACCGCGGCACGCUGCCCUACACGGAAGCCUUCAUCCUGGAGAUGUUCAGGCACUCUUCCUUCCUGCCCUUCACCAUCCCGCACAGGACGACGAAAGCCACUGCUCUGAAUGGCUACUACAUCCCCAAGGACACCUGCGUGUUUGUCAACCAGUGGCAGGUGAACCAUGACGAGAAGCUCUGGCAGGACCCCUCCUCCUUCAAGCCCGAGCGGUUCCUCAACGCAGCCAGGACUGAGAUCAACAGGACGGAGAGCGACAAAGUGCUGACGUUCGGCCUGGGGAGGAGGCGCUGCAUUGGCGAGUCCAUCGGCCGCUGGGAGGUUUUCCUCUUCCUCACCACCUUGCUGCAGCAGCUGGAGUUCAGCCUGGCCCCGGGCGAGGCGGUGGACAUCACCCCUCAGUACGGGCUGACCAUGAAGUACAAGAAGUGUGAGCGCUUCCAGAUAAAGAGGCGCUUCCUCUCCAACGGCUCACCGUGAGGCAGCGAAAAAUUAAGGCAAUAAAUGACUUUUUGGGUCGGGCGCCUCCGCUUGUGCUCCCGGCGUGGAGCUGCUCCCAUUGCCGCCUAGCUUCACUGCAGGCAUCCUCGUCCCUCGUUGUGCUCAGGCUGAAGAGGAAUUUGCACAAUGAAUCCCUGAGUGUUUGCACCCCACAGAUGCCCUAAUGACUGGAAAUGUGUAAUUUAGGUCGUGCUGCUCACAGGUCAUGGUGUUAGCUGCCUCCGAAGGAGAAGCC
Cygnus atratus (black swan) is the source of this 1852-nucleotide messenger RNA. Its product is annotated as cytochrome P450 1A4-like. Gene Ontology annotation, biological process: progesterone metabolic process; hormone biosynthetic process. Gene Ontology annotation, molecular function: iron ion binding; oxidoreductase activity, acting on paired donors, with incorporation or reduction of molecular oxygen, reduced flavin or flavoprotein as one donor, and incorporation of one atom of oxygen; steroid 17-alpha-monooxygenase activity. The transcript has 6 exons. The coding region runs from base 1 to 1596 and encodes 531 amino acids. The record is from RefSeq and is a predicted model, not a curated record. NCBI's taxonomy places the organism in Eukaryota, Metazoa, Chordata, Aves, Anseriformes, Anatidae.